AUGGUACCCACUCUGUACCCACAUGGCAUUUGCCUUGUCCAUGUGGUGCCCUCUUCUCUAAAUGUGACUGGGGGUCUCCCCCAGGAGUGGGCGCGUGUCCAGUACGAGCACAGAGACACGGACGUGACCAUGCAGUGCGGCACUCUGGCCAGCGAAGCGUCCGUCACGUGGAAGGUGAACGGCACGGACGUGAAGGCUGAGAGGCGGGAGGAGGGCCCACAGCUCAUUCUCUUUAACGUGGACGUGAGUCACAACGGCCUCUACAGCUGCUUCCAGAACCCCAACGGAGAGCGCCGGGACCAGAUCAACCUCCGGAUAGGCACUCCCCCCAAAAGGCCUGUGGUGACCUGCCGAUCCAACACGUACCCCAAGGGCUUCUACUGCAGCUGGCACCUCACGCCCCCUCCAGACAUCCCCACUGAGUUUGAAGUCAACGUGGAACACAACCUGCGGGUUCUGGAGGUCGAGAGAGACACUGUCCACAAGAACCGGUGUAAAGUCAAGUUCCCGGAGCUCUUCUCGUCGGUUCCGUAUCGAGUGAACGUGACGGCCAUAAACGCCCUGGGCAGUGCCUACACGGUCAUCUCCUUCGAGGAGUCUUCAAUAGUGAAACCUGACCCCCCAGAGAAGGUGGUUGUCACCCCCAUACCCAACCGGGUCCAGCGCCUGGAGGUCACCUGGAACAACCCGUCCACCUGGCCCGAUGUGGACAACUUCCCCCUCAAGUACUUCCUGCGCUACCGGCCCCUCAUCCGGGACGAAUGGCAGCAUGUGGAGCUGACGGAGACCACACGCCACACCAUCACAGACGCCUACGCGGGGAAGGAGUACAUCAUCCAGCUGGCAGCCAAGGACAUGGAGAUCGGCACCUGGAGCGAGUGGAGCGUCGCCGUCUACGCCACGCCCUGGUGGUACGAGCCCAAGCCCAUCACCUCCACCACCGAGGCCGAGGUCAUCAUCGAAAACUGCUCGACAACCCCACCUUCAGCCAAGCCUGAGCACCGAUUGGCCGCCGGAGUUCCCGCCCUUUUUUCAUCACCCCACCUGCUUCUAGCUUCUCUCCUGCUGUUUAUCAUGUGAUGUAUCUGUCAUUCCUGUGGAAGAAAUUGAGGAAAAAAACCCUUCUAUUUCUAUUUUGCACAUGUUAAUGGAUAUCGUGCAUUGAUAAUUUAAUUCAAGUCUCUCACAAAUGAAAAAUAGAAAGAUUACUAAAUGAUGAAAACAAAAAAAAGAUCAACAACAACACAUCAACUUUCCGCAACAACCACAAGAUCGACUGUAAGAACUAACAGUGGAAUGUGCUCAGACACAGGACGUUACCCCAGGGAAGCAAAAGAUUUGGGGACAUGUGACUCAAAAGAUACUUUCUGCCCGGCAGCACAACAGCGACUUUUCAUCCUUUCAUAUUUUGAAAUCGACGAUUGUUUUUAAUCCCUUCAAAAUUCAUCCUGCGGUUUGCCAACAUUGUUUCUGUCCUCAUCUUGUUGUCAGCAACAUACAGCUAACUCAUCAUGCCAAAGACUUGUUCUUGGACAAUACAUGAAACAAGAGAAGAGCUCCCACGCUUCCCGAAGCCUGUGUCUGUGGACUGAUAACUUACAGUGAGCAGAAUCUAAAACAUAAAUAAAAAAAAGGAAAAAAAAACUGCAGCUGCAAAGAGGGAAAGAUGGAAGACUAACUCUGUGGAAUGAUGGACACCCAUUUUUGAUUCUUGUUUUUAUUUUUUUUUCUCUCAUGUCCAGUGGUCACGGACACUUUCAUAUGUAGUCAUCACACACAUUUAUUUCAUACACACAAAACACACACACACACACACACACACACACACCCACACACACACACGCACGCACGCACACACACACGCACGCAC
This is a messenger RNA of Alosa sapidissima (American shad), 1870 nucleotides long. It is a transcript of the gene cntfr, whose product is annotated as ciliary neurotrophic factor receptor. Gene Ontology annotation, molecular function: cytokine binding; cytokine receptor activity. Gene Ontology annotation, biological process: cytokine-mediated signaling pathway. Lineage: Eukaryota; Metazoa; Chordata; Actinopteri; Clupeiformes; Clupeidae. Gene Ontology annotation, cellular component: membrane; signaling receptor complex; external side of plasma membrane. The record is from RefSeq and is a predicted model, not a curated record.